Messenger RNA from Paralichthys olivaceus (Japanese flounder), 5291 nucleotides. RefSeq names its product pyridoxal-dependent decarboxylase domain containing 1 (gene pdxdc1). Gene Ontology annotation, molecular function: pyridoxal phosphate binding; carbon-carbon lyase activity. Gene Ontology annotation, cellular component: intracellular membrane-bounded organelle. The record is from RefSeq and is a predicted model, not a curated record. Lineage: Eukaryota; Metazoa; Chordata; Actinopteri; Pleuronectiformes; Paralichthyidae. Gene Ontology annotation, biological process: carboxylic acid metabolic process.
GCGUGGAAGCGUGGAGCGCACGUAGCGCGUCAGUCCAGGAAGUGAAGUGUCCGGUGUGUGUUGACGGUGCAGCAGCAAAUACGUGUCAGUCCGAACCUGCAGGAGCCUGCUGAAGAUACAACAUCACACCUCUGCAGAUACACCUCGCACACACACACACACACACACACACACACACACACACACACACCUUGGAUGAUGGUGGACUUCACACUGGCUCAAGUGGGCAAGAAUCUGAGUGAAGCUAUGAGGCUGCUGGGAGACGGACAGAGAGAGUUGGAGACGGGAACAGAAAUCCGACGUUUCAGCAGAACCAGCAUCCCUGGACCCCUGCAGGGAGAUGGUCAGGAUGUUGCCACUAUACUGCACUUAGUUCACAACCUCCUUCAUGAAGAGGAAGAGAAUGAGGACCAGCCCAGCCGACAUAGGAUGCAGAAUGUGGGUGAACAGGGUCACAUGGCGCUGCUGGGUCACAGCCUGGCAGCCUACAUCUCAGUUUUGGACAGAGAGCGACUGCGGAAGCUGACUACUCGGAUCCUGUCGGACACCACACUCUGGCUCUGCAGACUUUUCAGGUAUGAGAAUGGUUCGGCCUGCUUCCAUGAGGAUGACAGAGAUGGCCUAGUCAAAGUGUGCCGGCUGGUCAUCAAUGACCGCUAUGAAGAAUAUGCCUCUGAAGGUUAUGCAGUUCUCACCUCCAAACAGCCCGUCAUCUACCAGAGUGCUUCCUGCAGGCCUGGUCUGGGACAGCACCUGUGCAGCCAGCUCGGCCUGCCUCUGUCCAGUUUGUGCACAGUCCCAUGCAACACCAUCUUUGGCUCCCAACACCAAAUGGAUGUUGCCCUGUUGGACAAACUCAUCAAAGAGGACAUAGACGCUGGAAAGCUUCCCUUGCUGUUGAUUGCCAAUGCAGGCACCCCUGGGGCCGGCCACACAGACAAGCUGGGCCGUCUGAAGGACUUGUGUGACCAGUACAACAUGUGGCUUCAUGUGGAGGGGGUCAACCUGGCAACCCUGGCACUGGGUCAGGUCACCUCUGCUGUGAUGGCAGCUACCAGAAGUGAUAGUAUGACACUGACACCAGGCCAUUGGCUGGGACUGCCUGCUAUAUCCGCUGUCACCCUCUACAGGCAUGAGGACCCAGCUCUGUCUUUGGCAGCAGGUUUGACCUCCAGCCAACCUGUGGAGAAGCUGCGAGCGCUGCCUCUCUGGCUCUCCCUGCAGUAUCUUGGUCACAAUGGAAUCGUCCAGAAGAUCAAGCACGCCACUACUCUGAGCCAGCAACUCCUGCAGAAACUUAAAUCUCUGGCUUCUAUCAAAACAUCGGUGGAGGAUGAAAACAACUCUCCCGUGGUGUUGUUCAAGUUUUCCCAGGAAAUGAGUGCUGCAUCUAGUGGAGGGUCAGUGGAGGGAUACUGUGCUGGGGAGAAAGAAGUCCUUGAUACAUUCAACAGAUGGCUGGGUGAACAGUUAGCACAGUUGGUUCCCACCAGUGGAGUAGAUGUGGUGGAGCUUGACGACGAGGGUAUCUGCAUUCGCUUCAGUCCCCUCCUGACGGCUGCAGUCCUGGGGACCCAGCAGGAGGAUGUUGAGGAGCUGGUGGAGAAGCUGACUGAGCUUGUGCCUGUGAUGAGCUCCACUAUGAGCCUCAGGCAGGACUUCAGAGAGGAGAGCCACCGACACUCAGCCUCGCUCACAUAUGUAGAGGAGAUCAGCUGGCCUGGCCUGGGAGCUGUGCGGUACAAACCACAGGCUGACGGAAUGGAUGAGAGCAGGAGGAAGCAGGAGCUGGAAAAAAUCAACUCUGAGCUGCUGAGGAAGCUACAAGACCUUGACACGGACAUCAUCUUCUCCACUGGUCCUGAGUUUGGAGCGGAGGAGGACUGUAUCUUUGUGGGCAUGGUGACUGAUGACGUCGAUGUUUCAGAGCUGGUGGAUACCAUCGCUGCCCUAGGGAGGGACAUCGAGGAGAGUGGAAGGCUGUUAGAGAACAUGACAGAGGUGGUGAGGAAAGGCAUCCUGGAGGCUGAGCUGCAGCUGCAAAAGGCCAACGAGGAGAAACUCAUGGAAGAGGGGAUGCUGAGACAGCUUCCUCUGGUCGGCUCUGUUUUAAACUGGUUCUCUCCAGUUGAAAGCUCCAUACAGGGCAGGACCUUUAACCUGGCUGCAGGUUCCCUGGACUCCACAGAGAAGACGUACUCCACGAUGGCCCAGACGGACAGGCCGUCCCAGCAGGAAACUCCCACCUCCUCGUCAAAGAGAAUGCCAGGUCAGAGGUUAUUCCGGCGCUCAGGGGCGAGCUCCGACUCCUUAAGUGAGACCAGCUCCAUUGGACCGUCUGAUGAGAAGACCCAGGAGGAGAGCACCACUGUGAGCAGCAGCAUCCACCCUACCACCUCUGCACCUGAACCAGAGGAGGACUCACUGCACCUUGCAAGUGAUGCCUCACCACAGAAAGUCCAGGAGUCAUGUGAGCAAACGCACGACACACAUGUAGAGCCUGGGGAGGCCUCAGAGGAGAGGACGCCUGAAGGCCAAGAGGAGGAGCAGAGCAGGAGAUAGGACGACCCUCGAUGCAGGUGUUUUCCAGUCUUCCUCUAAAUGGUACCAGCCUAAGAGAUGUUUAAUAAAAAAGCUUUAUUACUUUGUGAAUCUAACUCUUCCAGUUUUGAAGGAAAAAAACUAGAUUGAGAUGAUGGGCUGCUUGUCUCAGUUGUAUGUUUCAGGCCCUAGAGGAUGUCUGUUAAAGGAAAAGUCCCCCUGGAUAUACUGACAUAUUAUACUUAUGUAGGCAAAGUGUUUUAAUAUGAUAUUCUUCCUCUGCCAGUGGCUUAGUGUCGACUCCAACAUAAUUUUGAAUUCCUUUUAAUCACUCCUAAAAAGGGACAUGGCCGUGUGGUUUGCUGUUUUGCAAUUAUGGGUCCGUGGCGUAGUCUGUUGAGGUAUACUGCACCUGCCUCCUGUGUGCUCACUCUUCCCCAUGUGUGAUAGUUGCCUUUACAUCCAUGUUUUCACGUUAAUGGUAAAUGAUCUGUUGUCCUUUCUGGCUGCACUAAAACUAUUUUCACUGUGGCACGACAUGACUCGUGUCUUCUCUGAUUUGCUUUGUAUUCAGGAACACAUGUACACAUAUGGAAGUGUACAUGCUUUGGGAUGGAUUUUUCCUUUGAACAUUGGAUGGAGGAGAGUUCAGAGAACGUUCAGCUCGGUGUUGUGCUGCUCUUUACCUUGAUCACUCUGUUACUGGAUUGUCGAGCAGAAUAAUUAGCCAUAUCACACACUGAUGAUGAAAUUAUUUUUUAUUUGAUUUUAAGAGAAAUAUGAGAAUUUAAAUUCACUUGAGCACUCAUCAAAAUGAAUGCAAUGAUUAUCACUACGAUUUGUUUGGGAAAUGUUUACUGCAAAUGUUUAGAGUCCUCACUGUAAAUAAUAUACCCGCUAUAUAUAUCUAACAUACCUAAUUACUCAUCUACAAUAAAAUAAGUUAAAAUGAUCAAUCUGUGUAUGAGGAAGAGAAUAUCAUCUAUUUAAUCUAAAUGACUACUAACAGCCAUCAGCUGCUUCCAAACUCUCCCCUCGCGUAUGCACUGCCCCACAUCACGACGAUGGAGCAUCAGAGUCCCUGCUGGAGGGAGAAGAGAUGUUCAAUAUAAUAUUCAGUCCAAAUUCUGUGAGAAGUCCGAACAUCUGUUUGAAUCAGAAUCAGAUACACACCCAGAAUUUCAUCUCCGUGUGAAUGUUUUGUUGUGUUUGCCAGUAAUGCUACCUGAGGAGCAUUGCUUGGCAUGUACAGUAUUUACUGUAUGUGGAAGUUUUCUUUUUUGCCAGAAACAGACAGACCUGAGUCAAACCACUUCCUGUUGAGAUGGUUUUAAGUGCCACAUUAGAGGGCCCAACCAGUUUUCUCUUUUUCUCACAUUUUUUGAAGAACUCAGUCGAUUAUGUUUGUCUAUGAAAUUCUCUCGUCCGACACUGAUGGCCCAUCUUUUGCUCUUGUUUGUAUAAUAUUAAUAAUCUCGGGCAGCACAGGCCGAUUGUGAGCAUGCUAUGUGCACUUUAUUAAUGUUUUUUAUAACUGAUUCUGUUCUACAUGACUGUUGAUAACUGUUUGAUGUGUCUGUCACACCAGGAUAAGUUCACAGACAUUUUGCAGGUGAGAUCCUGAAGACUGCUGUACACUGUGCGGUUUUGGCCUGUCCCAAAUGAAAGUCAGUCAGUCAUAAGUGCAACAUGGUGGUUUUGACUUCAAAUGGCGCUCCACUGUGUAAUGAGCACAAAGCAGCCAAUCAGAAGAUAGUAUGAAAUGACAAAAACCAUAAAUAAUUUUAACUGCCUGUACACACGUUGUCCAAGAUCCUAGUCGACAUCUCUCACAGUGUAACAAAGUGGUAAGAUCACUCUUGUUGCUGAUUUGGUAGGAUCCUUAAUGUUUCACUGAUGGUAAUGGAAAUUCAUUUUAGCAAAGGCAACCCAAGAAGAACAGCAAUAGGGUGUCAUGAAUACACACACACAUACAGUUUAUGAUAAGAAAUAGAGCCGAUGCAAUACCCAUAAUAGGGAUUGAAAAUUUCCUAUACAGACACAAUUGGCAAACAGUAUAUAUCAUUCCUAAGAUGUCCCAAUCAAAUAUAUAGUACUUGAAUAAAGAAAAUAAACAUAUUUUAUAUGUAAAAAAAAAAAGAAUCUGCAUAUUCUGUGAAAUAAGUUUUCAUAUGGGCUUGUAUUAACACUGACCCUUUUGUGACAGGCUCAUAUCUGCUGACUUUUAUGGGCUGUAUAAUAAGAAACUGUGAUUGGAACUUGCAAAACAUGCAAACGCCUGUAAACAACAGAAUCAGAGGGCGAUCAUUGUUGUUUUAUAUUACAACUGUAAUUGAAUGGGAGUGAAUGAGCCUCAUUAGUUGGUGUAGAAUCAUCUGUCAUGAUGCCGGAAUGUAAAAUGUGUGAUGUUUGAGGAUGAAAGCUAUAAGAUGUCAGGUCUAAGUGGAUAAUUUACUGGAAGGAACACAGUGGCGAUGAAGAUUACAAAAGAUUUCAGCUUUAUUGCACUUGCUCUGUCAACUUUACUACUGUUCUUUAUUUAAUUUCUUAUAUGGUGUAAAUGAAGCAAUGUCUCCUCUGUGAUUAUUUUUGUCAUUUGAUCGUAAUGCAAGAUAUAGAUAUUGAUGAAGAACGUUUGGUUUGAUUUGAUAUGAAAUGUCCUGGACCGUCCUGCUUCUGUCUGAAUGAUUACAUUUCAUCAGUGUAAAUUCUGUCUCUCAACAGAUUAAAUUCUAAGUUUUCUAAUCUUA